Messenger RNA from Ectocarpus sp. CCAP 1310/34, 6509 nucleotides. NCBI's taxonomy places the organism in Eukaryota, Phaeophyceae, Ectocarpales, Ectocarpaceae. The record is from the annotation of a GenBank genome assembly.
GAACACGCCUCUACUCCAACACCAGUGAUCAUGCAUGCAGACGAGAGCUCGUUCAACACCCAGGCUUUCAAGCCGCUGGGCACAACGAUGGCAGCUCUUACAGGCGACGGACUAGCGAGGACGUUUCUGGACAUGGGCGUCCUUGGCGUCCUGCUGGUUGGUGCAGCGCUGGCGAUCUUGGUGCGAACCACGUGGAAGAAGAAGCGAGACGAGAGAGUUGCUGAGCCAGCAGUGCAUACUGCAGAGCUUAGACGGAAGCGCAUAGCGAUGCUGGGCUCUCAGGUCAACAGCACUCCCAUUGAGCGUCGGACCACUGCCACCACCACCAACUCCAACGCGAAGGUGAAACAUGCCCCCAAGAAGAGAGUUUCAAGGACCAAAAGGACGGACGAGCUCGUGCACGCCGAACCCGAGGGAAAGGUCAGCACGGUGGCGAGCCGUUCGGAGCUUCGAAGAAAACGCGAGGCCUUCGUCGCGGGAGCAACUCUGCCCCCCGCCGACAGCGGGAGCACUAGCCAGCGGGACGAAGACAGCAAUGCAAACCUCCCCGGUGAGCUGUCGUCGUCGUCCGCAGCUACAACAAGAAGAGCUUCGAGGACCUCGUCGCCGCCCUGCUCCCCGCCGCCGCCGACCGCCUUGGCCGACGCAACCGCCACCGCCGCCGCCGCCGCUGCGGCGGAAACGCCUCCUUCUGCCAUUGAAACAGAGCAGCCGCCCUGCACCUCGGCCUCAGCUCCAAUGACCACGUCUCUAGAGGAAUCUAGGCCCGGGCAGCCAUCAGAUCUGAGUGAGCUGCUGGAGCUGCUGGCAUCAGGGGCCCGUCCAGCAUACGAGGCGCUGAUUGGCAUCGUCUGCGUCGACGAGAUCGGCAAUGAUCUUUCUUGGAGGAGCCGAGGCGACGGUCCCGCCGGCCCGGACACCACGGCGGGCGUUUGUCGGAGGUGGUGGGAUGCCGCGAUAGGGGCCGGGGAGGCGGAGGCCGCGCGCGUGGCUGCGGACGUGCUUGGUUUGCACCUCGAUGCCAUGCAGGACGAUAUUUUCUCGAGUGCCGAUGAACAGGGUGGUGCUCUACUGCUAGCGUUUCUGGGCACCUCGCCUAGCCCGUUGAUGGUUCGCCACGUCUUCCUAGGGAAUCCAUCAGCGGCAAGGGCGUCCCUGCGGCUCGCUGUUGCAGCCUUAAGUGAGGUGCGAGGGGAAGCAACACCGCCAGGAGCCCAGGUCCCCGCUGGGCGGCGGGGGACGAGGGCUACAGCACCACCGGCCAACGCGACAGCUUGGGCGGACACGGCUCAGCGCCUAGAGGCGUGGCAGCCUCUGGAGGGGCUCGAGAGCCUACGGCUGCUUCGGAGCGCCGCCGGUGCCGCUGCUUUGGCGGCCGUCCUCGGCCUUGAAGCGCGCCAGGAGUACGCGCACGGCGCCGAGUUCGAGUCCGAGUCCGUGCUUGGGCCGCUGCUUGGCGGGCUGUCGUGUGUCUUGACGCUCAACGAGCACCUCCGAGCGGCUCAGGAGAACGCUGGAGUCAAUCCGUACUUGUCCGGCUCGCCGUCUCUAGGGAACCAGAUGGCCCAACCGCUGGAGCAAGAGGCGUGGAAGAGAGUGCCGGCGGCGCACAGGCUCGCCAGGCGUCACGCCAUCCUCAGGAAACCUGGGCCCCGCGCCCGCAACGCCGCGGUCCAUGAGUUCAACGCCUCCGUCGAGACGGCGAAGCGGAACAGGCAGAGCUUCGUGGCGCUCGUCGAAGGAGCGCUGGUGAAGGCGAUGACCACCAAGGGCGUUGCACGCGAGUCCAAAUUCGACGUUUGCGCUUGGCUCUCCAGGGCCAUCUUCCUCCACGAAGGCCUCCCCGAGAUGUGCAACGACCACAGCGCGCCGGAGCUGUUGGGCGGGGAAGGGUCGACAUGCGCUUCCUCGGGGUUCCUGAUGAGCUUCUCGGCCCUGCUGCUCCGCAUGGGAGUCGGGCUGUUCUCCUCUGUUUGCCCCAAGAGCAUGGACUUGGUCGAGAUCGACUACGUCGAAGGAGGUUCGGUGAACUGGUCGAGCGGCCUGCCGGCAGCCUCGAUUGACGACGACGACGAUCCCGACGACUGCGAGGGCGAUAAGGAGGUCGGCCAUAGAGACGGGAAAUUUGAAGGGGGUGUAGCCGAAGCAGCAGAAGCUACACCAGCACACGAAAGUGGAGGCGUCGAAGAGGAAAAAGACCGGAGGGCAGGAGAACAGCGAGAGAGCAGUGGAGAGGCUGCAGCGGCUGCCACGAUUUGCGGGGGUGGUGAUAACGUCGAAAACGAAGUGGCUUCGGCGGCGGCGGCGGCGGCGAAUGACGAAGGAGAAGAGGAAGAGCGAGAGCAAGAAGAACCACCUCGACGUAGCUUCAGUUUCGCGACCGAGCUCUUUUUCCUCACUCACCGCGCGCUCCAGGUGAUCGUGAGCCCCCUCGACCGCCGGCGAGGGGAGAUGCGCAAGAGAAUCAGCGACAUAGCGCUUGCCAGAACGGGGCGCUCUCUCUCCGGCCGCGGCGAUGCCGAAGGGGAGGACGAGGCAGGCCGCGGCACGGCCGGGUUUGCGCUCAAGAUCUUCAAAGAAGCGGACUCCGCCAUCUCUCUCGCCUGGUCCGUGGAAGGCUUCAGCUCGAACGCGGUCACGGGCCACGCCUGUCAGCUGGCACUCUUCUCCGCGGCGUGGCUCGAGCUAUACAUCGGCGAAGGUAACGCCACUAGCAGCAGCAACGGUUUGCGGUCCCCUUUCGGUGCCCCCCCCCCCGUUGCGGCCUCUGAGGGUAUCGCGAGCGCAGCAGCCGCGUCGGCGACGUCCGUGUCGAAGAUAGCCCCUUCGCUGAUCGAGACGAUCUGCGCCUCCUGGGUGCGGGGUGCCUCGAACGGUCGAGACGAACAGUUCCUGAGUCGCCGGGCUGCGGAGGACGCGGCCACGUUCUGCGGGAAGAUCAUGGAGCGGGUGGACCUCCGCCUGUCGCCGGUAACGCAGAACAAGCUCGUGGAAGUCCUCGAGACCCUCAUCCAGACAGGCACUUGGGCCCUAGAGAAGGACGAGAGAGGCCGGAGCGGAAGCAGCAGAAACGGCCCCGUCGCAAGGUCUGGGGGAUUCAGCGGCUCCAUGUACUGGGGGAAUCGACGCGGGUAUGCCGGGGCCAUCUUGGACAGCGAAGAGCUGAGGACGUCGCUCCCGCGACAGCUCAUGAGGCUGUACGCGUCGGUUCAGCAGAUCGAAGGGAUGGCCGCGACCGAAUACAUCGGAUAUUUUAAGUUUAGCGUCCGGGUGCGCGUAGGCACCAUCCUCCUUCAGCUGUGGUCUCAUCCUCUGGGAGAACCUCGACGGGUGAUCCUCGACCUCGUUCGCGCCUCGAUGGCCACAUCGACAACGGCGGCGUCAACCCCGCCGUCGCCGGACGUAGCCACGGCCACUGGCGGUGUGAGCAUGUCGGGCGGCGGCGGCGGCGGUAGAACGACGACAGCGGAGACCGCUUCGGCGGAUGCCAGGCCUCUGGCGACGGAGUUCUUCAUCUCCGCCUUCGACACGAUCAACUAUUUCUUCAACCUGGCCUUGGACCACCUGAGGGACGGCGUGAUCGAGGAGAGGGGCAACGGAGGCAGGUCCCUCGAGGCCGGCCAUGAGCACUGGCACAAAUACAUGUCCGAUCGAAAGCAGGUCGUCUCCGCGCUCAAGAACAUGACAGUCCCGGUCCUGACGCUCUUGACCACCCUCGGCGAGGAGAAGGAGGUGAUGGAUGCCCUCCGCGUUGGAGAGCUGGGAGCGCGCUCUGCCGCCCUGCUGUCGGGCAUGCUCCGCUCUCUCUACGGCGAGGAGUCGGCCGCGUUUGCGGUGGCCGAUCCGAACGCGUGGGGAUUCGACAAGGCCGAGCUAGGAGGGAUGGCCUGUGACCUGCUGGUCGGCCUCACAGCGCACGGCGACGCUGCCCCCACCCGAGCCUUCGUUGCGGCGUUGCACCACGCCGACUCGGAGUUCGACGGCCGGCUGCUGGAGGCCGUGGCGGCGGGGGAGGGCGGCGCGGGCCUUAGCGGGACGCCGGCGUUGGCGCGCUUGACGCGGGCUCUGGAAGCGGAUGACGAGGACCGCCGUAAAAUGCAGGAGGAGCAGGCAGCAGCGGCCGCCGUGGCAGGAGAAGGAGGACUGGGUACCGGCGGCAGCGGAGAUCCGUUUGAAGGGGUUCCGGAAAUGGCAGCGGAUGAUGAGGAGUUGGUCCGCGAGUACGGCGACGCCAUCGCAGACCUAGUGCACACCCAGGUGGAGUCGCUGUCUCCCGGGCACUACUUCGACAGCCGAAGGGAGGGUUCCACCCUUACUUACCCCCGCAAGGUGGCCACCGAGAUCAUGCGCAAGCUCCCCCGGAUGCUCCCGAACCCACCGCACCCGAACUCCGCGGUGUUCGCGGUGGUCGAGGAGGACGCCCUCAAUUUUUCCCGCUUCGUGAUCUCGGGGCCCGUGGACACCCCGUACGAGGGCGGGCUGUUCGUGUUCGACGUGUUCUUGCCGUCUAACUACCCGUCCGACCCGCCCCUGGUGCAGAUGAUUACGACCGGCCAGGGCACGGUCAAGUUCAACGUGAACCUUUACUCCGACGGUAAGGUGUGCCUCAGCCUCCUCGGGAGUGCUACCGGGGCCAGCGCGAGCGGUGGAGACAAGUGGAACCCCGAGACAAGCUCGCUGUGGCAGGUGUUCGCAUCCAUCCAGACCCAGGUGCUCGUCAAGGACCCGUACUACAACGAAGGUGGAGGGCGUAGCAACAUGCGGGGCCGAGGGACCGCGGAGACGGAAGAGGCCUCCGCCCACGAGAACGCCCGCGUGACCCUCGAGACCAUCCGGCACGCGGCCGUCGCCAACCUCCGCCACCCGCCCAAAGGUUGCGACAAGCUCAUCAGGCACCAUUUCCACAGCCUCCGAAAGCGGGUGCUGGCGAGGUGCCGGAGGGCCGUCGAGGAGGCCCCCAACGAGCGCCUCAAGAGGGCCACGCUGCGAGCGUCGGCGGAGUUGAGGGCCGAGAUGGACAAGCUCCCUCAGCAGCUUGCCGGCGAAGUUGAGGGCUGAGGUAGUCGGACAAGCUGCUGUUGCUAGUUGAUCUCGAUUUACGAUUUUGUUUGAGAAGUGACGUUGUGUCCAAGGGAAGUACUCGGAACAAGCAUGGGUGGUAACGCCCUUUGAUUACGCAACACGUAGGGACAACUUGUUGAGGAAGAGAAGAACACGAGUGGUUAUGAGGGACGUGUCUCGGCCCGGCCUCCAUCACCACCUUGAGCGAAACGAACCGGAAAGAAAUCGGGGAAGGACACUGAAGAGGAAUCGCACACAUUGGUUGUGAGCCCACCAAUGGAGUUCCUCGGUCAGCGAGUACAUGAUGCGGUCGACAUCAUAUGGUGAAAUGUUGCUUGAUCCUGGGAAGGUAAUGUUACCAACCCUAAAACCCCACAGGUGAUGAAUAUGUGGGGGUAAACGUGAUGGGUGAUUAUUGGGAGGGGUGGUUGAUUGGGCAAGGAGGCCAGACCCUUGGUUUGCGUCCGUCGGUGUGAUUUUUUCGUCUUGCACUUUUACCCUAAUAAUUUUGUCUGCUUAUCUUCUUCGUUUUACUUCAGGCGUUAAUCAGCGUCAAUAUCCCGGUUAUCAUUCCAGUCCCGGCGUAUCAUGGUUUGCACAAGGGGAGCCGCGCCAAGAGGAAGAUUGUAGGUUGCGUUGCAUGGUGCCGUUUUAUCUUUCAAAACAUAACUUUAUCCUCUGCAGACGUAGCUCUAAGUUAGGAGAGUGUCAUGUCACCAAAACUUUUUCGACACUCGGUCGGCCAAUAUGUAGACACAGGCGAGCGGUGUACCAGAAGCUUAUAGCCUCUCGGGUGGCAGCCUCCCUUGCAUGCGUUGAUGCCGUUCUUCGUGUCGGCACCGGCAUGUCUACGCGUCAAAAUCUAUGACAACCCAUUUUCGCUACCGGAAUCUUUCUAUAGGUCUUAAAGAACAUCCUCAGUAUUCGCCCAAGUAAGCUCAAAACGAGUGAUGCCCGUGCAGUAUCAAAAUCCGUGCACCAUUCCGAGAACACUGUCGUCUACAGGCAGCACGGGAAAUCCUUCAUCAUCAGUACCCCAGAGGCAUAGUUCACUGCCCCCAACCGGUGUAAACCGCACCCCAAACGGACCUCGCAACGCACCAUCAAGCAACAGCCGUAGCGUCAUCCUCCUGACCCGCUAGCUACCGCUGUUCUUGCCAACCGACCAACCGCUGCCCUCAAGCACGAAAAAAACUGCCCCAGCGUCCCUCUCGCUACUCUCGUGCCACGGAGUCCGCCAGGCGUUCGGCGGCAAGGUACGCGUAGUCCUCAUCCGCGCUCCAGAGCUCAACACUCUCCCCGUCAUCACCGCCACCCCCAUCCUUCUUCUUGUUCGCCGCAGCAACGACGGCCAUCGCCUCGCCUAGCAUGCCGAGGACGCCCCCCGUGCCGCUCGAGAAGGCCGAGGCGUUCUCGCGGCUCACGACCGCGCCGGCCACUUGGAGCUU